AUGGAAGAAACAUUGAAUCCAAGGAGAGUUGGUCUGACUUAUGAUGGGGCCGAGCAUAAGAGGCCACGUGAGCUGUAUCUACAACAAGACGUUACCAGAGGAAAGCAGAAGCAGGGCACACCACCAACACUUACUCAUUUGAACACCUUUAGGUCGAACAUAUUGAUGGCAAUCAAAUAUAUGAAGGAGUUCAAGUGGUCACCGAGGUUGAGGUCUCCCUCUGAGACCAGGGACAAGAACAAGUACUGUUACUACCACCGUGACCAGGGAUAUACAACAGAGGAUUGCAUAACAUUACAACGUGAGAUUGAAGUUUUGAUAAAAAGAGGAUUCCUAAAGGAGUAUAUGAGGCAUGACAAGCGUCACAGGAAUGAUCGUAACAAUGGGAAGACUACAGAAUCUGGGGAAGCUCCCAAUGACAUGAAAGAUAUCACAUUUGGAUCGGAGGGCUCAGAAGACAUAUCAUACCCCCAUGACGAUGCCUUGGUCAUAUCUGUCAUCAUCGCCAACUUUGAAGUGAGGAGGGUCUUGGUUGACAAUGGAAGUGUGGUCAAUGUGCUGUCUCAAGAUGCCUUCAUGAAGAUGGGUAUUUCUAUUAACUAG
Olea europaea var. sylvestris is the source of this 603-nucleotide messenger RNA. RefSeq lists its product as uncharacterized. Lineage: Eukaryota; Viridiplantae; Streptophyta; Magnoliopsida; Lamiales; Oleaceae. The transcript is spliced from 2 exons. The coding region runs from base 1 to 603 and encodes 200 amino acids. The record is from RefSeq and is a predicted model, not a curated record.